This is a messenger RNA of Haliotis rubra (blacklip abalone), 990 nucleotides long. Its product is annotated as DEAD-box ATP-dependent RNA helicase 42-like. NCBI's taxonomy places the organism in Eukaryota, Metazoa, Mollusca, Gastropoda, Lepetellida, Haliotidae. The record is from RefSeq and is a predicted model, not a curated record. The coding region runs from base 1 to 990 and encodes 329 amino acids. The transcript is spliced from 2 exons.
AUGGUCACAGAGAGUCCUUGGAUGGGUGACCAUGUUUGGCAGCUUGACUAUAGAGAGUUUCGAGGACCUGAGCCCUGCCCCACACCGAAACUACGUGACACAUGUGGUCUCAUCUUAGGCAAACAAACGAAAGACAAAGGAAAGGCAAAGGAAAGACAAAGGAAAGGCAAAGGAAAGACAAACGAAAGACAAAGGAAAGGCAAAAGAAAGGGAAACAAAAGACAAACGAAAGACAAAGGAAAGGCAAAGGAAAGACAAACGAAAGGCAAAGGAAAGACAAAGGAAAAACAAAGGAAAGGCAAAGGAAAGACAAAGGAAAGGCAAAGGGAAGGCAAAGGAAAGGCAAAGGAAAGAGAAAAAGGACAAAAGAGACAAAGAGAGGGAGCCAAGGGAGAGGCAAAGGAAAGGCAAGACAAAGGGAAAGGCAAGGAGGAAAGACAAAGGAAAGACAAAGGAAUAGAAAGGAAAGACAAAGGAAGACAAAGGAAAGACAAAGGAAAGACAAAGGAAAGACAAAGGAAAGACAAAGGAAAGACAAAGGAAAGGCAAAGGAAAGGCAAAGGAAAGACAAAGGAAAGGCAAAGGAAAGACAAAGGAAAGACAAAGGAAAGACAAAGGAAAGGCAAAGGGAUAAAGACAAAGGAAAGACAAAGGAAAGGCAAAGGAAAGGCAAAGGAAAGAGACGGAAGAAAGGAAAAGACAAAGGAAAAGGAAAGGAAAGACAAAGGAAAGACAAAGGAAAGGGACAAAGGAAAGACAAAGGAAAGACAAAGGAAAGAGACAAAGGGAAGAGACAAAGGAAAGGACAAAGGAAAGACAAACAAAGGAAAGGAGGAAAGACGAAAGAAAAGAAAGGAAAGACAAGACAAAGGAAGAGACAAAGGAAAGGCAAAGGAAAGACAAAGGAAAGGCAAAGGAAAGACAAACGAAAGGCAAAGGAAAGGCAAACGAAAGACAAAGGAAAAACAAAAGAAAGGCAAAGGACGUUAA